GAGAGCAUUGAAGUUGAUUCUACGGCUGGGGAGCAUCGCCGCUUCUACCACUUCCUCCGCCUCUUUCAAUCUGGUCUCGACAGGGAGGAAUUCACAUCGUCAUGUUCUCCAGAACCGCUCUUCGGAGCGCAUUCGAAGUGCGAUGGACGCCCAGCGUUCUCCCAUCCUUAAGUUUUGCUCCGAUUCUACCACAACGAGCAGGCCUCCAUCAAGCUGCGUCUUCGACGGUCUCAUCUGAGAUCCAUCCACACAAGUCUCCAGUGAACCCCUCGAGCCCAUUGAGCGCCACGCCGCGAGCGCAGACCUCUCAACCAGAGCAUCUACCGGAGCACCGAGUACCAUCCGAGAGCGGCGCGCGUUUUGUCCCAGUGACACGCAACCACAUCCCUCCAGAGAAGCUGCCCAUUCAGCCGACGUUCACUGCUCCUCUCAAAAUGACCAAGUCCCUCGUCAGCACUCUCCCCCAUCUCACUACGCAAUCCCCACACUACAUCGUCGCACACCUCCAUGCGCGACCUUACCUCCUCACGGCUGGUGACCACCUCCGUCUGCCCUUCCACAUGCCGAAAGUCAAGCCUGGUGACAUUCUGCGUUUCAACCGUGCUUCUGUUAUUGGUUCCCGAGAUUUCACGCUCAAGGGAGCCCCCUAUAUCGAUGAGCGCAUGUUCGAAUGUCGGGUGCGGGUGCUAGGUGUUGAUGCGGAGCCGAUGCGAAUCAAGGAGAAGACGAAGAGACGACAGAGACACACUCAGCACAUCCGGAGCAAGCACAAGUAUACUCUCAUGCGUGUGAUGGAUGUGAAGGUCAAGAGCGUGGAGGAGCUGCUGGAGGAAGGCGCCGAAGUGGUUGAGGAAGGUGAUCUCGCUUCUGCAACCAUGGAGUCUAAGGCAUAAAUUGAAAACGAAAAGAGAACUAUCGGUCAAAAUUACCAUCAGUGCAUGGAGAAACGAUCUGCUUCGACUUCUGUCUACUUUCCCAUUUAUUCGCGUCAUGUCGGAAGACUCGGGGGUCUACCAUCCAGGCAUGGGCUUGUGUACUGUACAAAUAGAUAUCGUCCUUAUCAGGGUGUAUUUUAAACUAUUAUGAUCCAUCCACCGCAAUCAUAUCCAUAUGCAGAC
Molecule: messenger RNA, 1118 nt
Organism: Paecilomyces variotii
Lineage: Eukaryota; Fungi; Ascomycota; Eurotiomycetes; Eurotiales; Thermoascaceae
Product: putative aconitate hydratase
Exons: 1
Coding region: 102-893 (263 amino acids)
Cellular component (GO): mitochondrial large ribosomal subunit; ribosome
Molecular function (GO): structural constituent of ribosome
Source: RefSeq, a predicted model, not a curated record